CUUGAUAUUUUCCUUAUUUUUUCACCACACUCUACCCAGAAAGGGAGUGCACGAUAUUCAGUAAUCACCCACUCUCACUCAUUCGUAAAGUUUUUUCUGGAUUCUACUCAUUUGUAUUUGUAUAGUUUACUACCAACUGCAAAUAAAAAAAAGAAAAAGAUGACGACCUUUCUUCCAUUCGAAACUGUUACCUUCGCUGCAAUACCAGCAAUAGUACGUUGCCUCUCCCCGCUCACGCCAACAACACUUCGUAAUACCAAACAAACAUUCCCUUCAAUUUCUCUUUCUCUCUCAAAAAAUGUCUCCUCGCGGUGGCUCCAAGCAGCAACCAGAUUCACGCCGUCAAGCGCCACCGUCCGCGGCGGCGGCGGUGCCUUCUCCUCCCGGAAGAGGACGCGGCCGUGGACGCGGAGAAUCCUCCGUUCCCGCGCCUUCUCUGGUGAAUGCACCAUCUGCUCCUCCUCCGGCUUCCACCAUCGGCGUUCCGUCCGGCGCCGCGCCUUUUCGUGCUGCGUUGCCACCUCCGGCGGUGGAAUCUCUCACUUCCGCGGUCGAAAAGCAACUUACAAUGCAACCUUCGGCGCCGUCGUCGUCGAAGGCGGUGAGGUUCAAGGAACGGCCAGGGUUCGGUCUUGCUGGGGAGAAAAUCAAAGUUCGAGCGAAUCAUUUUCAAGUCCAAGUCGCCGAACAAGAUCUAUUUCAUUAUGACGUCUCUAUCAAUCCGGAGAUUACUUCGAAGAAGGUUUCUAGAGAUGUUAUGACUUUGCUUGUGCAAGCGCAUCGUGAAAAGAUUCUCGGAAAUCGCAUACCAGCCUACGAUGGGGGAAAGAGUCUUUUCACCGCUGGAUCCUUGCCCUUCGAAUCUAAGGAUUUUGUGAUCGUGCUAAAAGACGACGAUGAACCAGGCUCGUCGUCUUCUUCCUCUCCUACUAGGAAAAAACGUGAACGCGAGUAUAGAGUCACCAUCAGGCUUGCUUCCAGAACUGACAUUCACCACCUCAGUCAGUUUCUCAGGCGCCGUCAGUUGGAUUGUCCUUAUGAGACUAUCCAGGCUCUUGAUGUUGUUCUGCGUGCUACACCGUCUGAAAGGUUCGUUGUUGUGGGAAGAUCGUUCUUCUCACCUUCUUUGGGGAAACCUGGAUCGCUUGGUAGCGGAACGGAGUACUGGAGGGGCUAUUACCAGAGCCUUCGCCCAACUCAGAUGGGCCUGUCUCUUAACAUUAAUGUGUCGGCGAGGGCUUUUUAUGAGCCUAUUCCUGUGAUUGAUUUCAUUGAAAGUCAUUUUAGGGCCAAUCCUUCCAGGCCUUUGCCUGAUCAGGAUCGAAUCAAGCUUAAGAGAGUACUGAGAGGAGUGAAGGUAGAAGUGACUCAUGGAAAGAAUCUUAGACGUUACAAGAUCACUGGAGUCACAAAAGAACAACUCAGAAAGUUAAUGUUUACUCUUGAUGACAAUAGAACAAAAAGCUCAGUUGUUCAAUAUUUUCAUGAGAAAUACAAUAUUGUGUUGAAGCAUACGCUUCUUCCUGCUCUUCAAGCUGGUAGUGACAUUAAACCAAUUUUUCUGCCUAUGGAGCUUUGUCAAAUUGUGGCUGGACAAAGAUAUACAAAGAGAUUGAAUGAGGAGCAAGUAACUAAUCUUUUAAGGGCAUCUUGUCAGCGUCCUCGUGAUAGAGAAAACUCUAUCAGACAGGUGGUGAGGCAAAGUAAUUUCAGCACAGACAAAUUUGUGAGUCACUUUGGAAUUCAAGUGAGGGAGGAUCCAGCAUUGCUUGAUGCUCGAGUUCUUCCUGCACCAAUGCUAAAAUAUCAUGACACAGGUAGAGAAUCAAGUGUUGAACCCAAAAUGGGCCAAUGGAAUAUGAUUGAUAAGAAAAUGUUUAAUGCUGGUGUUGUGGAACAUUGGACUUGCCUCAACUUUUCUGGAAAAAUAAACAGAGAGUUUCCAAGUGCAUUUUGUCAUAAGUUGGCCAGAAUGUGUAGUAACAAGGGCAUGCGUUUUAAUUCAAAGCCUUUACUGCCCAUAACAUCUGCUCAAAGUAGUCAAAUAGAGAGUGCUCUUGUAAAUUUGCAUAAGCAGUCUAUUACAAGACUAGCAAACCAAGGAAGACUCCAAUUGUUGAUCAUAAUUUUGCCAGAUUUCGAGGGGUCCUAUGAAAAAAUAAAGCGUAUUUGUGAAACUGAGCUAGGAAUAGUGUCUCAGUGUUGUCAGCCGAGGCAUGUUUGCCAGAUGAAGCCACAAUAUCUUGAAAAUGUGGCCCUCAAGAUAAAUGUGAAGGUUGGUGGCAGUAACACAGUAUUGAAUGAUGCAAUUGCUAGAAUAAUUCCUCGUGUGUCUGACAGACCUACAUUAAUCUUGGGUGCGGAUGUAACACAUCCACAGCCAGGGGAAGAUUCUAGUCCUUCUAUUGCUGCAGUAGUUGCAUCUAUGGAUUGGCCUUAUGUAACAAGGUACAGAGGAGUUGUUUCUGCUCAGACUCACCGUGAAGAAAUCAUCCAAGAUCUUUAUAAUACAUGUGAAGAUCCUGUGAAGGGGAAGGUGCAUUCGGGAAUUAUCAGGGAGUUACUUCGCGCUUUCCGUUUGUCUACUAAUCAGAAGCCAGAGAGGAUUAUAUUCUACAGGGAUGGAGUAAGUGAGGGCCAAUUCAGCCAGGUUUUGCUGUACGAGAUGGAUGCAAUACGGCGGGCUUGUGCUUCACUACAAGAAGGCUAUUUACCCCGUGUUACUUUUGUGGUGGUCCAAAAACGACACCACACAAGGUUAUUUCCUGUAGAUCAUGGAAGUCAUGAUCAGACAAAUAAAAGUGGAAAUAUAAUGCCAGGGACUGUCGUAGACACACACAUAUGCCACCCUCGGGAGUUUGAUUUUUACCUCAACAGUCAUGCUGGAAUGCAAGGAACUAGUCGACCAACACAUUAUCAUGUGCUGUUCGAUGAAAACAACUUCACUGCUGACGGGUUGCAAAUGUUUACUAAUAAUUUGUGUUAUACGUAUGCAAGGUGUACUCGAUCAGUCUCAAUAGUUCCACCUGUGUAUUAUGCACAUUUGGCUGCCUUCAGGGCUCGCUGUUACAUUGAAGUUGCAACAUCAGAUUCUGGUUCUGCAAGUGGAGGCCGGGCUGCUAACUGUGAGGUUAGAUUGCCUUCGGUUAAGGAAAAUGUGAAAGAUGUGAUGUUUUUCUGUUAAGCCUGUGAGAUGCUUUUGUGAAGAUGGGGGGAUAUUGAUAUGAGGUUAUGUAUGAUUUUGGGCUUUAUAGAGCUACUUUAUAAACAUUUUGCUAUCUUUUUUUUUUUUUUUUAAUUUGUUGCUGCUACAUUCAAAGUUCAGUUAAUAUACAAAGUUCAGUUAGCUUUCGGUUCGAAUA
Glycine soja is the source of this 3362-nucleotide messenger RNA. Its product is annotated as protein argonaute 5-like. Gene Ontology annotation, molecular function: RNA binding; protein binding. The transcript has 22 exons. Gene Ontology annotation, cellular component: cytoplasm. Gene Ontology annotation, biological process: regulatory ncRNA-mediated post-transcriptional gene silencing. Bases 299 to 3184 code for a protein of 961 amino acids. Lineage: Eukaryota; Viridiplantae; Streptophyta; Magnoliopsida; Fabales; Fabaceae. The record is from RefSeq and is a predicted model, not a curated record.